Molecule: messenger RNA, 1432 nt
Organism: Glycine soja
Lineage: Eukaryota; Viridiplantae; Streptophyta; Magnoliopsida; Fabales; Fabaceae
Product: WRKY DNA-binding transcription factor 70-like
Exons: 3
Coding region: 199-1158 (319 amino acids)
Biological process (GO): regulation of DNA-templated transcription
Molecular function (GO): sequence-specific DNA binding; DNA-binding transcription factor activity
Source: RefSeq, a predicted model, not a curated record
CACCCUCCUCCCUUCCCGACAUUUUCCAUUCACUUGUAUCUCUCUUUCCUCGCAAAACCCCACCCCUUUCCUUCUUUUCUCUCUCUAAUCCAAAGCCAAACCAAAAUUUCCAAGAAAAAAAAAUAUAUAACAAGUUAUUAACAAUCCUAACACACUACAGAAACAGAUCCUUAGCCACCAAGUAGAGACCGAAUAACAAUGAGUAUUCUCUUCCCAAGAAGUUCCUCAGCAGCAAAGAGGAAAAGGGUCAUUAGAGAACUUGUUCAGGGUCGAGACUAUGCUACUCAGUUGAAGUUUCUGCUUCAGAAGCCUAUUGGCCCUGAUGGGUCUGUUUCUGCUAAGGAACUUGUGGCCAAUGUGCUGAGAUCUUUCGCUGAAACUCUCUCUGUGUUGACUUCUUCUUCCGAGGAUUCAACAAGUGGUCAUGAUCAUGACGACGAGGUUAUUGCUCAGAAUCUUGUAAUUUCCGGAGAAGAUGCCUCGCAGGUGGCAAGCAUUAAUGAUCCGAGUUCUGAGGAUUCGACUGAGAGUAGGAAGGGAUCAAAGGAUCGGAGAGGGUCCUAUAAAAGAAGGAAGACUGAACAGACAUGGACUAUAGUUGCCCAAACUACUGAUGAUAAUCAUGCAUGGAGAAAGUACGGACAAAAGGAAAUCCUAAAUUCUCAAUUUCCCAGGAGUUACUUCAGGUGCACUAGAAAGUUUGAACAAGGUUGCCGAGCAACCAAACAAGUGCAACGGAUACAAGAGAAUCCCGAUAGGUACAACAUUACGUACAUAGGCUUUCACACAUGCAAAGACACCCUCAAGGCUCCACAAGUGGUGACACAUUCUAAAACUUGGGACUCAUUUCUUGGUCCUGAAUCAAAUGUGCCAAAUGAACAUUAUUCCACCAUUGGAUCACAAAGCCAAAUUGUAAUACAAGAAUAUCCCAACGAUGAGACUGAUCCAAGUGAUCUCACAGAUGCUAACCUGUGGUCUGAUUUGAAGGAUUUUGAACUAUCCAAUGACAAGCCUGCAGGUUUGAAAAUAGCACCUGAAAAUGCAGAUUCUGUGUAUUCAUGCACUGGCUCGAGAAGUUUGGACAUGGAUUUUGGGAUAUUCUCUCCUCAUUUCUGCAGCACCGAGGACUUCCACUUUGAUGAAAGCCAAUUGCUUUAGUUACCCUUUCGUAAUCUUUAACCAUGUAAUGUAUUUUGAUCAGAUUGAAUAUUUUUAGAUUUUGAUUUUUCCAAGUUUCAUGUGUACACCAUGGAGUGAAUAACAAUUUGAUGAUCAUUCACACAUGCAUGUCACCAAGUCAAUCUAAUUAAUGUAAUGUAUGUUAAUGUCUGUCUGAAAUGUGCUUUGAAAAGAUUGAUUCGAUAACAUAGACCAAGUCAACUAUAUGUAUAGGUGCUACAUAUAAUAUAUAUACCAUAUGUGUGCUUAUAUA